Chaetomium fimeti is the source of this 3910-nucleotide messenger RNA. RefSeq lists its product as uncharacterized. The record is from RefSeq and is a predicted model, not a curated record. Lineage: Eukaryota; Fungi; Ascomycota; Sordariomycetes; Sordariales; Chaetomiaceae. The coding region runs from base 407 to 3739 and encodes 1110 amino acids. The transcript is spliced from 2 exons. Gene Ontology annotation, molecular function: protein binding.
GUGCCAUCGAGCUGCAUUUGCAGAGGCCGCCGCCGCUAGGCACCCUACAAGGCAUUGGGGCCUUGACGAGUGAGUGGUUUUGCUACAAUGAUUCAAAGGAUUCGGCAGUCACAUCGUGGUGAGGUCUCAAGGAUUGGUUCCCAUCUCCUGCCUCAGGAAAGCCAACCCCUGGCGUCGACGAGUCCUACGAACACUCCUACAGUCCUGGUUGCAACGCGAGAGCCCCAAUGGACCCUCUUUCAAUUGCAGCGUCUACAGUGACGCUCAUUCAAGUAGCCGGCACUGUAAGUCACCGUGAUUACUUACCUAGAUACCUCAAGCAGUUACAAAACGGUGACGAACGCCUCUUGUCCCUCGUACCGUCUGACAAAAUACAUUGCAGGUCGCAACAUCACUUCAACGCUUCAUGCACUCACUCAAGACCGCCGAUUCGCGCAUUACGGAACUAUGCAACGAGUUGGCUAGUCUAACGGUUUUCCUAGAAGCGGUAGAGCGGACGUUGAAAGGAUGCCAUCCCCUCGACACAGCCCAUGUGAACGAGGAAUUAUGGCAUCAGAGCGAACUGUGCCUUGUGGAUUGCCAGGUAACCCUCAACGAAUUGGCUGUUUUGGUGGACAAGAUCAAAUGUAGCAACAACACCAGAAGAUUCGGAUGGAGACUGCGCGCGGUUGUAGACCUAAGCGUCUACAGCCCGGACAUCGGCAUAUUCAGAGACAAGAUCCACAAGUCUACCUGGGCCCUGCAAACCCUUCUCCACACCAUCACCGUAUCGCUGUCGCUCCGACAGAAUGCCUCGCAGGACAUGAUCCUCUUCGAGCUCGACCGGCUCAAGGUUUCCAUCGAUGAGGCGCUUCUGGCGUCCCGCCAACCGCGCCAGCGGUUUAGCCACAGUCUCUCUGCAGAUUCACGCCUCGCUCGUAACCUGCGGAAUCUCGCCGAGGCCGCGAGGCACUUCCACUCGGCCGCCAGCUCUACCGCAAGCACCAUCCGCGACCACAGCGGUAGUUUGUUGGGCGAUUUCCCUCCCCACCGCCGGGAGCGCGUAGAAACAUUCAUCAGAACCGCGGGCAGGCAUGCUUCGGGCCACGAAACACCUGCCACGGUGAUAUCAACAUCAGCAAACUCGGCCUCAAUCGCCAUCAGCCCUCGAUCUCUCCGGGUCACAGCAUCGGCCUCCCGGUGGCCUGCCGUCGAGGAUGAUGAAGACGACGAGUCAGAAUUUGAGAAGCUAUUCCUCGAGGGGCUCGAAGACCUUGCAAAGGACAGCAUUCGACGCAAAGAGUUUGAGAAGGCCAUUGCGUUCCUCACUGAGGCCAUCCAGCGAAAAGAGAAAGCAAGGUCCGGAAAGGGAGAUCUACCCCGGCUCCAAGCUCAGCUCGCCUUGUGCUACUUAUUUGGGGACGACUGGAAGCAAGCCGAGCCUAUCGUCUCCGCCUUGGUAAACCACAAAGAGGCAUUCUCGGACCUGGGUCCAGUGGUCUGGACCAUGCUCCAUGCCUUAGCCCUCGCUUAUCUAUCGACUUAUGCGUUUGAAGGCGCGUUAGAGACGUGCAAAAGGGCGUUCCACGCUCAGGGGAAAUGGGCAAGGACCAAACAGCUGGAUCGGCGAGAUGUCGAGGGCAGCGUAGAGACGACCGCUUUGCUUGCCACGAUCUUUCACAUGGAGGGCGACUACAUCGCGGCGGAAAUCUACCGGCGCCAGCUUCCCGAGGACUUUGUCUACAAUCACUGCUCGGACCCUCGCGAGUUCCUCGCUAGCCAGUUCGACCUUGUAGGGGAUGUGCUUGGGGACGACCUGUCAGAUUUAUGUGAUUACAGUCCCUUGAGCAACUCACCCGACUUCCAGCAACUCAGGAUAAACACGCGGCCCUCGAUGCAUGUCUCUAUACAGCGGCUCACGGCUCUACACAGGACCCUCACGGUCAACGCCGGUGAUUUGUCUCCUCUGAGAGCCCGACACCGCCAAUGGGAGAAGUUUGAGAUGGACACAAACAAGGAGGUCGUCGUUUCUACGUCUGACACCGUCGUCGAGACGGAAACUAGCGACGAGGCCGCAACAAGGGAUUCAAACAGUCCGCGCAACACGGCUGUCGCCAGUGGGUUCCGAAGGAGAGCUACAAAGAUGUUUGAGACGGGGCGUGGUCUACACCGAACCUGGUGUAGGUGGAGCGCGGAAGCCGACUCUGCGGCUUCCUCAACCCCGUCUCCGAUCCGGCGAUGGUUGAAGGGAACCAGUAUACUUGUCGCAAAGCCAGCCAGAGCCAUGCUACGGCGGAGGUCAGAUAGCGACACGAAACUCGCCGAUUAUGCACGCUGGGAGGGCCCCAAAACAUUUCGGGGACUGCCUAUAAGCCGGCCCAUCAUCGCUGACUCGUCCGAGUGGUGGCCGACUUUCCGAUUGCCAGUGGGACAUCCGGGGACAAUCCUCGACGAUCAUGUCAUUCCAGACACGGCUCGUGAAGGUUAUACCACACCCGAGAAUACCGCGGACGAUGAGACAAGUGUCACUACCACUCAUAAUAGUGUCUCCUGUACCGACACUUUCCAAGACCGUGGUUCCGAAACUGACCCAGAGACAUCCGAAGUCCCUGAGCAACCCGUGACACCCCACACCGCAAAUAUUCCGAGAUCAUCAUGCCCAGCAGAGCUCAUGGAUACGUCGUUUUCUGUCACCAGCCAGCAGAAGGCUUUCAACCAAGUUGACGUCCUUGACGUGCUUCUCGACUAUCUACAGACCCCUCAGGAACAGAGCGCCCAACCCAGCUACGAUAAGGGCGAGAUACAGCGAUUAGAUUCACCUACGGUGAACAAUUAUUCCCGACCGAUAGCACCGGAGAGUCGCCCAAGGUUUGGAACCGCCCACGACUCUGACACACCCCGGACCACUACGGUCAUCGAAGAAGCGAAUCGGAAGAAUGCCACCAGGGAAGCCGGGCAUUUAUGGAUGAAUACAGGCUCCAAAAAGAUGAGGAAACCCGGUACUACUCUUCACCGUGGCCAUGAUAGGUUGGAACCCAAAUUCGCGAAAGGCCGGGAGAAACCCCGGUACGGGCCUACCACGACAGCUCUGUCGCAGGAAGAGACUGCAGUCCUUUCGAAACUCGCAGAUAUCUUGGCGUCUUUAACAACCCGAAAGGACUUGAAGGCGGACAAGCUUCACGCAGCCAAACUCGAACUGGAAGCGUUGUCAGCAUACCUGGAGAAAUGGGGCACCGACUCUACCCUAUGCCGUGAUGUACGGAACGUCAUCGAGUCACUCCCCGGCCACCUUGGGGACCCUGCCGAGUGGAGCGAGUUACAGGACUCCGGAUACUCUUCGGUGGGCUCUGGGAGUAGCGAAACGUUAUCAAGUUCCGAUGCGACGAGCCCGGUGUCGGAUCAUGUGUCUGGGGACUCGGAGCCGCAGGUAACAGGCCACAUGGAUGGUAUGAAGCCGGAGCAUCGAGAGCCAAAACGACGGUUGUCUGAGAUGGCGAGAGAUGGCGCUGCAGAUCGACCAAAACUUGGGAGUUCCCAACACCCCAAACCGCAUGCCAAUGGCAGCCGAGUUAUGAGCGCGGGCCCAAACCGGGCUAGAUGGAGGCGCACCGGGGAUUAUUUACCGGAAAGAGGAGGGUAUGGAAAAGAUAAAGAAACGACGGAACAACACUUGGCGGCAGCCAACAGUGAUAUCAAACCCGGAGCAGCGGUUUCCUUAACCUACGCGCCAGGAGAUCCGGAUUUAGGGACGUUCUUUUGAUCCUAGUAAUAGUGUGAGAUCUAGUUACUAUCGAUGAGCUAUUGGUAGGUAAAUACCAUUGGUCGUGGAGAAGUGUGUCGUGUAUCUGGCUGAUGGAGGGUUUUAUGCAAGCCCGAUUUAUUUCUCAUCUCGACCCAGGAGACGGUCAUAAAGAGUGGUGAAGGGCUCUCG